CGACCCUCUCCCUCCUCUCCGCCCGCACACGUCCCGUCGUCCAUCCUUUGGCACAGCAUAUCUUACUCUGUCGGACCUUGAGCAGGUCUCGCCCCAUCGCCGCCACCCUCACGCGCACAGGCAACCUUACAGUCCUUUUCUACGGGACCAAUCAUCAGUGGAGCCAGCCCAUCUGAUCUCAAGUGCACACCCUCGCUCACUCCCAAUCAUGUUCCAAUCACCACUCUUCGCGCAGCUCAACAGGCCCAGCGCCAGCGCCGGCACCAGCGCCAGCUACCCCAUUCGCGCCCCACUCGAGGCCGCUAAGUCGGGCCCUCAGGGCAUCGACCUGUACUCCCGCUUUGCCCUCGCCGGUGCCAUUGGCUGCGCCAUCACCCACGGUGCUCUGACCCCGGUUGAUGUCGUUAAGACUCGCAUUCAGCUUGAGCCGGAGGUGUACAACAAGGGUAUGAUCACCGCAUUCCGGCAAGUCGUCGCCAAGGAGGGCUCUGGUGCCCUCCUCACUGGUUUCGGCCCGACCGCCAUGGGUUACUUUAUUCAGGGAGCAUUCAAGUUCGGAGGAUACGAGCUGUUCAAGAAGCAAAUCAUUGACAUCGUAGGCUACGAAACAGCCCGGGAAAACCGAACGGCCGUCUACCUGGGUGCCUCUGCCAUCGCCGAGUUCUUUGCCGACAUUGCCCUCUGCCCACUCGAGGCGACCCGUAUCCGUCUUGUCUCGCAGCCUGGCUUCGCAACCGGUCUCGUUGGCGGCUUCACCAAGAUCGCCAAGCAAGAGGGUCUUGGUGGCUUCUACGCCGGUUUCGGCCCGAUCCUGUUCAAGCAGGUUCCGUACACGAUGGCCAAGUUUGCAGUGUUCGAGGUGGCCUUUGAGCAACUCGUCAAGGCGACCGGCAAGCCCAAGGAGGCACUGUCGUCAGGCACUAUCACGACGCUUAACCUGACGGGUGGUGUCAUUGCGGGUCUCGCCGCCGCCUUCAUCUCGCAGCCAGCUGACACGCUGCUGUCGAAGAUCAACAAGACCCAGGCCAAGCCAGGCGAGACGACCACUGGCCGCCUGAUCAGCAUGGCCCGUCAGCUCGGCGUCAAGGGCCUCUUCGGUGGCCUCGGCGCCCGUUUCGUCAUGAUCGGUACCCUCACCGCCGGUCAAUUCGCAAUCUACGGUGACAUCAAGAAGGCUCUUGGUGCCACGCAGGGUGUUGACAUUGCGAAGUAAGCGGCUCUUUUUCCGUUUCGAGCAGGAGCUCGAGCGCUUGCCAGUGACUUGGGGUAGGAAGGAUGACAAGCGAGAGACUGGGUACAUACUUCCAGACGAACCUCCUACCGUUUGCCGCCGGGACCCUGCAUAUAGAGGUAUAGCAAGAAUCAUGAUUGAGGUGCUUCACGCAGCUCGUCUUUGUGUACCGGCCCCGCUCUCGCCUCUCUUGUUGCUUUGUCCACU
Tilletiaria anomala UBC 951 is the source of this 1438-nucleotide messenger RNA. Its product is annotated as mitochondrial carrier. Gene Ontology annotation, cellular component: mitochondrial inner membrane. The transcript has 6 exons. Gene Ontology annotation, biological process: mitochondrial phosphate ion transmembrane transport. Bases 209 to 1213 code for a protein of 334 amino acids. NCBI's taxonomy places the organism in Eukaryota, Fungi, Basidiomycota, Exobasidiomycetes, Georgefischeriales, Tilletiariaceae. The record is from RefSeq and is a predicted model, not a curated record. Gene Ontology annotation, molecular function: phosphate transmembrane transporter activity.